Molecule: messenger RNA, 5219 nt
Organism: Sebastes umbrosus (honeycomb rockfish)
Lineage: Eukaryota; Metazoa; Chordata; Actinopteri; Perciformes; Sebastidae
Product: bone morphogenetic protein 1-like
Exons: 22
Coding region: 98-3088 (996 amino acids)
Biological process (GO): proteolysis
Molecular function (GO): calcium ion binding; zinc ion binding; metalloendopeptidase activity
Source: RefSeq, a predicted model, not a curated record
AACAAAGUACAGGUCAAAUCCUCCAUAGCAGGACGACCCUGCCUCCCUCCUGUCAUGGAUCUGCCCCGCGCUGCCGGCCACCAGGACCGCCACCAGCAUGCCCAGUUCCACACCGAGCAGGACCUGCCUGCACCAGCACUGGGACAUCACCCCAAGUUUAAGAGAAAGCACCAGCUCAACCAAAGAGAAGGUUCGAUUCUACGCCUACCCAUCAGUGCCACUUAGUGGUAAACACAUGCACCACGGAUGGAUGAGCUUGGGGGCAGCCGAGGAGGACAUUAAACUCAUCACACUCACUGCCUUUAUGGGAGAUAUCGCCCUUGAUGAAGACGACCUCCGUAUGUUCAAAGAAGCCCACAUCAGUGCUGGUGCACAGCACACCGUCCAGACCAACCGCACAGACUCAGUUAACAGUUCCACUUCCAAUGAGGGCGUCAGGAGUAACAGAGCUGCAGAUAGACAGGGUCUCCGUCGUCGUCGGAGAGCAGCCACCUCCAGACCUGAGCGAGUGUGGCCGGAUGGUAUCAUCCCGUACGUGAUCAGUGGGAAUUUCACCGGCAGUCAGAGAGCCAUUUUCCGUCAGGCGAUGCGUCACUGGGAGAAACACACUUGUGUAACGUUCACUGAGAGGACGACUGAAGAAAGCUACAUUGUUUUCACCUACCGACCUUGUGGGUGUUGCUCCUACGUGGGGAGGAGAGGCGGCGGCCCUCAGGCCAUCUCUAUAGGAAAGAACUGUGAUAAGUUUGGCAUUGUGGUGCAUGAACUCGGCCACGUGAUCGGUUUCUGGCACGAGCACACGCGUCCGGACCGAGACGAGCACGUAAGCAUCGUCAGAGACAACAUCCAACCAGGACAGGAGUAUAACUUCCUGAAGAUGGAGCCAGGCGAGGUCGACUCACUCGGGGAGGUGUACGACUUUGGCAGCAUCAUGCAUUACGCAAGGAAUACGUUUUCCAGAGGCAUCUUCUUAGACACCAUCAUGCCCCGUUAUGACGUUAAUGGAGUCCGGCCACCUAUUGGACAGAGGACCAGGCUCAGCAAAGGGGACAUUGCACAAGCCCGCAAACUCUACAAGUGUGCAAGGUGUGGGGACAGCCUGCAGGAGAGUGCUGGAAACUUCUCUUCUCCCGGUUUUCCGAAUGGCUACUCAGCUUACGCCCACUGUGUCUGGAGGAUUUCUGUCACUCCCGGAGAGAAGAUUGUUCUGAAUUUUACUUCCAUGGACCUCUUCAGGAGUCACCUGUGUUGGUACGACCACGUGGAGGUCCGAGACGGGUUCUGGAGAAAAGCUCCUCUGAAAGGCCGUUUUUGCGGAGACACACUUCCAGAGCCGAUCAUCUCAACGGACAGUCAACUGUGGAUUGAAUUCAGAAGCAGCAGCAGCUGGGUGGGCAAAGGCUUUUCAGCAGUCUAUGAAGCCAUCUGUGGUGGAGAGGUGAAGCGGGACAGCGGCCAGAUCCAGUCCCCCAAUUAUCCCGAUGACUACCAGUCCAACAAAGUGUGUGUGUGGAAAAUCACAGUAGCAGAGGGUUUCAAUGUCGGCCUCUCCUUUCAGUCGUUUGAGAUUGAGAGACAUGACAGCUGUGCCUACGACUACGUGGAGGUGAGGGACGGCAGCUCAGAGACCAGCCCGCUGCUCGGCCGUUUCUGCGGCUACGACAAACCCGACGACAUCAAAAGCAGCUCCAACCAGCUCUGGCUGAAGUUUGUGUCUGACGGCUCGGUCAACAAAGCCGGGUUUGCAGCCAACUUUUUUAAAGAGAUGGACGAGUGCUCCAGACCCAACAACGGUCACUGCGAGCAGCGCUGUCUGAACACGCUGGGCAGCUACAGGUGUGCUUGUGACCCCGGAUAUGAGCUGGCAGCCGACAGACGCAGCUGUGAGACAGCUGCCUGUGGCGGCUUCAUCACCAAGCUGAACGGCUCCCUCACCACCCCCGGGUGGCCCAAAGAAUACCCUCCCAACAAGAACUGUGUGUGGCAGCUGGUGGCACCCAUCCAGUAUCGCAUCACUCUGGUGUUCGAUGUGUUUGAGACCGAAGGGAAUGAUGUGUGUAAAUAUGAUUAUGUGGAGGUGCGCAGUGGGUUGAGUUCAGACUCGGAGCUUCAUGGGAAGUUCUGCGGAGUGGAGAAACCCGAGGUCAUCACCUCUCAACAAAACAACAUGAGGAUCGAGUUCAAGUCCGACAACACCGUCUCCAAGAGGGGCUUCAAGGCUCACUUCUUCUCUGAUAUCGACGAGUGCUCCAAAGAAAACGGAGGCUGCCAGCAUGAAUGCGUGAACACCUUCGGGAGCUACAGCUGUCAGUGCCGCAGCGGCUUCAUGCUGCACGAUAAUAAGCAUGACUGCAAAGAGGCGGGCUGUGAUCAUGCUGUGAACACUGUGUCAGGCACAAUGAGCAGCCCCAACUGGCCUGAUAAGUAUCCCAGCAAGAAGGCCUGCACCUGGUCUCUGUCCACAACCCCAGGCCAUCGUAUCAAACUAGUUUUCAACGAGAUCGACAUGGAGGCUCAUCUGGAGUGCACUUACGACCAUGUGGAGAUCUACGACGGGCGAGACUCACGCGCCCCGAGUCUCGGGCGCUUCUGUGGCACUAAAAAGCCCUCUCCAGUCAUCUCCACUGGCAACAAAAUGUUCCUGCGUUUCUUCUCUGACAACUCAGUGCAGAAGAGAGGCUUUGAGGCUUCAUACAGAGCAGAAUGUGGAGGAAGUCUGAAAGCCGAGGUCAAGACAAAAGAUCUCUACUCUCAUGCACAGUUUGGAGAUAACAACUACCCCGGCGGCUCCGACUGCCUGUGGGUGGUCUCCGCUGAGAAGGGUUACGGCGUGGAGAUCAUCUUCCAAGUGUUUGAGAUCGAGGAGGAGGCCGACUGCGGGUAUGAUUACGUGGAGCUGUACGACGGCGCUGACAUCAAGUCUCCGAGGCUGGGACGAUACUGUGGAUCUGGGGCCCCAGAGGAAGUCUACUCAGCCGGGGAUGCCAUCGUUUUAAAGUUUCACUCAGAUGACAGCAUCAAUAAAAAAGGUUUUCACGCACGCUACACAAGCACAAAGUUCCAGGACACGUUACACGCAAGCAAGUGACUCUCUGAAACUGCCCCAAACCUAAAUGGAGCCUUCACCCCUAACAUUUGGUCGGACACACCCAUCUCCAGGCGAGGAGUGGAUGCAUGGAUUGAUACCACAAACACCAACCCGCCUGCAUACUUUACAUUCACAUCUGUUAGACGGAGUGAAGCCAUGCAGACAAAUUGCAUCUUUUACUCUCCUUCAUUACAUAGCUGUAUAGGAUGAAAGGCGAGGACUAUAGUUUGCAGUGAUUAUUUUUGAGUAAAUCCUGUAAUGAGCUGAUUACGUCAUAGCACUGUGUUGAGAUAUAAAAUGUAUAUAUUGUGGUAUAGUUUUCUUGUUUGUUUGUUUUUAAUCAUAAUGUGUCACCUUUUACUGUCUGGGGUUGAAAUUCAUUUCUAAUGAAUGUAUUGUAUUAUAUCGCAGGACAAAUGCACAUAAUAAUAAUAAUAAUAAUGAUAAUGAGUAUGGAGGAUGAAAAAAGCUCAAUUAUUUCCUAAAAAUCAGACCUGCCUUUGAUUUACUUUAGUGAAGAUUUUGAGUACAUUAACAUUCCCUCACAGUAUAUUUUCAGUGCGAAUUUUGAGUGGGGUUCCUGUGCUUUAUAUUUUCUUGCAACACACAGCAGUACAGCAUGAUAAUGGAUGACAUUAGCGCCAUACUUUUCGAUCUCCGACCAAAAUUUCCCUUUACAUCUCAGACUACAUCAGUAAACAUUUUCUAUACUGACCUUAAGCAGCAACUUAGCACCAACUGAAAAUCUUUAUUAUAUUUCUUAACUCGCCCCAGUGAUGUAGAAGUGUAUUCUGGUGGUCAUUAGUACAUUGUGACAUCAUCGUUCGGUGUGGUUACAGGUGCCACAGAGCACAUUAUUUUACAGGGUGUAGUCAGACGAGCAACUUGAAACUUCAAACCAGAGAAUACAGUGAAACACUGCUUUGCUUUUCAGCCUGGUAUUAAAGGAGGAAAUACACUUACAAGACACACACAACAUGACUGGGGUAAUAAAGGUUCCUAACUGAGUGAAAUGACCCAGAAGUAUCUGAGUAGCAGCCAUUAUAAGAGGCUGUUUGAAUCUCUAAAUGCUAAGGAAAGGAGCUGCAAUGCUUCCUUUUCUUAUGUCCUUUAGCAUAGGAUAUACUGGGCAAUCCUUUCAUGAAAGGAAAGGAGAUAAUGCCGUCCUCAAUUCCUUGCGGCAGCAUCACGGCAGACCCACGUUAACAACAUCUGCCGUCGCAUAAUUACGUAGGCUAGUUUAAGUGCAGUCGGAUUCUCUUAGCACUGUGGUUGUCUUUUCCUAAGUCCAUAUGAAUUCUCCUUCACAUCUUGACCUCAUGAAGUUUUCCAUCAAGGUCGAGGAAAAGUGGUUAGGAAAAGACACAAUUUUUUUUUACUAUUAGACCACAUCCCAUGACUGGGGUCAAAGAACAAAGAGAGGAAGGCAGCACCUAAAGCCUCUCAUUAAGUUGAAGUGAUUGCACUUGAGGGGGGGAGGAGUGGGGCGUUGUCUUUCCAGGCAGAAGUGUAUGACUGCGUUCCAUAAUUACAUACUUUUUUACUUUUAAUACAUACUACAGCUGCCCUUACGCACGUACGUACUGUUGCAUGCAGUAUGCAAACAACUGGGACAUAUUACUUCCUCAUAACAUUGCGCCUUGAAGUAAAAAGUUGAAACUUGAAAAGCAUGCUGGCUUGCAUACUGCAAAAUACAACUGGUAUCCUGUUUUUUUGGCUGCAUUUGACAUACUAAAUUUUUUUCUGGCAUACUAAAUAGUAUGGUAGUAUGGGUAUUGGUAUGGUAUUCCGGGCUCAGGUGUGAUCAUGUUGACCCCGUGACGGGGACACUUACUCUCAAACAAUGACAAAUAGUUCUUCAACAUCUACAGUAUGUCAGAAUCAAAUGACAAGCACGUUCUAUUUAUUUUUAUGUUGGAAUAAGCACUUUGGAAAAAAAGUUUCAAGAAAUGCUUUUAUUAAAAUGUUGCCCAUAUGAUUCGGUGUGAUAACUGGGUGCAUCUGCCCUUGGAUCAGCCAGGGUAAACAGUUGAUACAGUCAAGGCAUCGAGCACGACAACUACAAAGUAGAUAUCCAACAUUAAAACCAUUUGUUCACAUAAAAAAAGACUAGUGUUAUUAUUGUCCUCCA